AUGAAAGGAGAUCGCCUCACUGUGUUAAACGUGGCGGAAAAGCCGUCAGUCGCAAAGGAGGCUUCGCGCCUGCUGGCUGGCGCUUACCAGAAUGCACCGUCGCAGAGCCGAUUCAAUCCUGUUCACCAAUUCGAGUUCUCGCUGCAAAACCGUAGCUGCACAAUGCUCUUCACUUCCGUCAGAGGGCACCUCAUGAGUCUCGAGUUCGCGUCCGCCUACCAGAACUGGAAUACGACGCCCCCUGAAGAUCUCUACAGCGCUCCGGUGGAGAAAAGCAUCUCUCAGGACGCUGGCGACGUCCAGAAAAACCUCGUCGAUUUGGCGAAGAAAGCGCAAUGGCUCGUCCUUUGGCUGGACUGCGACAGAGAGGGCGAAAACAUCGCGUUCGAGGUCCUCUCUGUGUGCUCGAAGGCCAACUCGAGGCUGAAGGUUUUUCGCGCGGUCUUCUCCGCGCUGACAAAGGCAGACUUGGAGCGCGCCUGUCGCUCGCUGCAGGCGCCGGAUCGAAAUCAGUCAGACGCAGUUGACACUCGGUCAGAGAUUGAUCUACGCAUAGGCGCGUCGUUCACUCGCUUCCUCACGAUGCGCUAUCGCACUCGCGUCAAGCUCCCGUCGCCCACGAUCAGCUACGGCCCUUGCCAAAGUCCAACGCUUGGAUUCGUCGUCAGUCGGUUCGUGGAAGUGGAAAACUUUGUGAGGGAGGCUUACUGGACGAUCCGCGUCACGAUUAACAAACUGGACGACGAGAAGGGGCCGAACGCGCCGCCGCUUUCUGUCGACUUCACGUGGGAUCGGCAGCGACUCUUUGACCAGCUGGCCGUGCUUGUCCUCUACGAGAUGUGCUUGGAGAACCCCGUCGCGACGGUGACAGACGUUCGGGGGACGGAGCGAACCAAGCCACGCCCUGUACCUCUGUGCACGGUCGAGCUCCACAAGAUGGCGAGUCGGAAGCUGCGGAUGUCGUCUGCGCAGUGCAUGUCAAUCGCAGAAAGUCUUUACCAGCGUGGCAUCAUCAGCUAUCCACGUACAGAGACAGAAGUUUUCUCGCCGACUAUGGAUCUUCUCGCCCUCAUUCGAGUCCACACAGGGAGCACGGCGUGGGGCGCGUACGCUCAAAAGCUGGUCGAGGGCGACUUCCUGUGGCCUCGCGACGGAGCUCGAGACGACAAGGCACAUCCUCCGAUUCAUCCGCUGAAACUUAUGCAGAGGUCGGAGUUUGAGAAGGAGGACGAGUGGAAGACAAAAGUGAACAGCGGGGGUUUGUGCACGCGCUUGCAGCUCUACGAAUUCAUCACGCGCCACUUCCUCGCCUGCUGUAGGGGAAGGAUUUCACGCCACCGGCCUCACCGUGCUCGAGAGACGAUGGCUGGAGGCUUAUCCCUACGAGCAGUGUUCCUCUUUGACAUCCAGUGGAUAUGCGUUUGGACUGUGUAUGCAUAUAUAUAUAUAUAUAUAAACAUAAAUCGGCGUGUUAAUCGCCACUCUUGCUGUUGGGCACAUCGCCGUUGGAUGCUGUGUGUUCCGCGCACUCAAGGCAUCCCCAGCCUUGGCACCUUUCUGCUUUUCAUUUUCUCCCAUGGCCUUCAGAAUGGAAUUGGGACUGACGCCACAAUGCAUGAUCACAUUCGGACAAUCCAGGAUCGGCACUACUGCUACAAGAAUGAGAAUAUGCAGUUCGUGCCCACAGACCUUGGCGUUGCUCUGUAUCAGGGGUUCAAAAGACUUGCCGAAGUGUCGGGCGUCGACCUAUCGUUGCCAGAUCUCCGCGCUCGCAUGGAGGCGGACAUGGCCCUCGUGGCCCGCGGGGCGAAAACCAAGCAAGAAGUCCUCGACAUCCACCUAUCGGAAAUGCGGCGCGUGUUUCUGCUCCUCAAAGCGCACGCCGCGCACAUGGACAGAGAAAUGCGGUUCCGGCUCGGCGGACUCGAAGAGAGCGUGGGGAGGGACGGCGUCACCCUGGUCGCGAAUUUCUCCGAAUGUGGGAAAUGCCGCGCCCCCAUGGACCUCAAGGCGUCGGGUGGUCCCCGUGGCGACGGGAGCGAACCCGGUGGCAGGUGGGGGUCGGCGGCGAGGACGAGGCGGGCGCCAUCCGACUACAGCAGGUUUGCACGAGGCUCUCACAGGGUUGCCAAACCGUGCUUCUUCUCCCCCCCAAAGGCGACCUGGCGCCGCACGCAGUCCGAUGCGCCUACUGCAGUUUUCAGGUCCAAUCCUCUCCCGGUGUGCCGCAUGGCGGAGCGAUGCACAGCGGCCCCUAGAGAGGACCGCGACAUUGCCCAGGAGAGACGAUCGAAGCCGUCUAGAAACUUGCAUAAGCGUUAUUCCAAAAGGUUCGUGACGACCUUUGCUUUUCUGACCAGCAUCAAUGUGUCGACAGGUGGCCGGGAAGGUAUGUGGAAUCUCAAGACAAAACGCAGCAUAGGUGCCUUUUUUCCAAUUUUGGUGACUUCUUCACGCGCCACGCUGCUUGGCGCGCCCGAACACCGCAAUAAAUCGAGGAGAGAGGGGAAAUGCACAAAUUUCUUUCAUCUGUCUCCGGGUUCAGCAGGUUUGUUGUGCACACUACCCAAAUGCCAGUCAGGCCACAGCGUAAAAUUCUCAAUUCGGUAUUAA
Messenger RNA from Neospora caninum, 2613 nucleotides. RefSeq names its product putative DNA topoisomerase III alpha. The record is from RefSeq and is a predicted model, not a curated record. Gene Ontology annotation, molecular function: DNA binding; DNA topoisomerase type I (single strand cut, ATP-independent) activity. Gene Ontology annotation, biological process: DNA topological change. The coding region runs from base 1 to 2613 and encodes 870 amino acids. Lineage: Eukaryota; Apicomplexa; Conoidasida; Eucoccidiorida; Sarcocystidae. Gene Ontology annotation, cellular component: nucleus. The transcript is spliced from 32 exons.